Molecule: messenger RNA, 780 nt
Organism: Rotaria sp. Silwood2
Lineage: Eukaryota; Metazoa; Rotifera; Eurotatoria; Philodinida; Philodinidae
Source: the annotation of a GenBank genome assembly
AUGAAUGAUGAGGUGGAGAACAUAUAUGAAGCAGAUAAAGUUCUUGAAAGUGAAACGUCAAACUUUACUAAUGACAUGGGCAGUUUAAAGGAAGAAAAACUUGAAUCAUUUGAAAAACGUAUAUUAUAUAUAUUAUUAACUCUUCAAACUACUUUUUACACGUCCGAAGCUGCUAUCGAAUAUGUUGCUAGGAGUCUUGUCGAACUUUUUCGGAGCAAUCCUAACGGUCUUGCUAGCUGCAUCGAAAAAUUAAAAUCAAAACACAUGCGGAAAAAAAAGGCAACACAAUAUUUUGAGUACAUUGAACCUAUAAGUCGAGUAUAUCAGACAAUCACCAAAAAUGAUGAAAUAAAAACUGUGAAAUAUUCAUAUGUGCCUUUCCUAAGUAGUCUCAAACAAUAUUUAUGUUUGCCUGAAGUCCAAGCUGAUCUACACCGAAUAUUACCUGAUUAUGAUCCUAGUCGUAUUGAAGAUACUAACGAUGGUGUUUUUGCACGAACUCAUCCUAAUUUUAAAAAAUCAGAUUACCUUAAAAUUGAGAUUAACUCUGAUGAUUUAACAAUAACAAAUCCAAUAUCUCAUCGUGCUCAUUCUACUUUCUUUUUUUACUGGUCUUUGCUUAAUAUUUCAAAAGAAAAAAGAUCUAAACAAGCAGCAAAACGACUCAUAGCAGCAUGUCCAAAAUGGGCACGCAAAUAUAACUCAUUAUGCCAUACUGUUAAUGAUUUUCUGACCGGAAUGAAUACACUUGCUACAACAGGUGAAGUGACACUUAACUGA